This is a messenger RNA of Gongylonema pulchrum, 273 nucleotides long. NCBI's taxonomy places the organism in Eukaryota, Metazoa, Nematoda, Chromadorea, Rhabditida, Gongylonematidae. The record is from the annotation of a GenBank genome assembly.
AUGACAAAAACUCGUAUUCCUACCAGACUCUCAAUAAGCGCUGCUAUUCAUUCAGAAUUCUUCAGAAAUCGUUGGAACACUGCGGAUUUACAGUGCACUGAUUCCAAAAAAGGCCAGUGGUUUUUAGUGGAAACCAACUACGAUCACUGGAAAUCCGACAAGGAUAAACGUCGGAAAAUGGCGGAAAAAGCUCUUCGAAAGAUUGGUCAAAAAGCAAUGACACAUAAAAAUAUGCUGUGGAUACUGUCGCUUCAUCCAGUCGAAAAUAAGUAA